This is a messenger RNA of Mastomys coucha (southern multimammate mouse), 1146 nucleotides long. Its product is annotated as lysine-specific demethylase 4D-like. Gene Ontology annotation, molecular function: histone H3K9 demethylase activity. NCBI's taxonomy places the organism in Eukaryota, Metazoa, Chordata, Mammalia, Rodentia, Muridae. Gene Ontology annotation, cellular component: nucleus. Gene Ontology annotation, biological process: chromatin remodeling. The record is from RefSeq and is a predicted model, not a curated record.
AUGACAACCCCUGAGCAGGAUGAGUUCCAGAACCCAGGCUGUACCAUCAUGGCAUUCUACCCAAACAUGGAAGAAUUCUCAGACUUCAGCAAAUACAUCGACUAUAUGGAAUCCCAAGGGGCACAUCGAGCUGAACUGGCCAAGGUCAUCCCACCAAAAGAAUGGAGGGCCAGGCAGUCUUAUGACAAUAUCAGCAACAUCUUAAUAGCAACUCCCCUGCAGCAGGUGGUCUCUGGGCAGGCAGGCGUGUUCACCCAGUACCAUAAGAGGAAGAAAGGCAUGACAGUGGGGGAGUACCGUGAGCUGGCCAACAGCAAAAUAUACCAGACCCCGCCGCACCUGGAUUUUGAAGAUUUGGAGAGAAAAUACUGGAAGAAUCGCCAGUUUGGGUCACCGAUUUAUGGUGCUGACAUCAGCGGCUCCCUGUUUGAUGAGAACGUGGGCCACCUGGGAAGCCUUUUGGAUGUGUUGAAGCAGGACCGCGGCAUAGUGAUUGAGGGCGUCAACACGCCCUACCUGUACUUUGGGAUGUGGAAGAUCACCUUUGCAUGGCACACGGAGGACAUGGACCUGUACAGUAUCAACUACCUGCACUUUGGGGAGCCCAAAACCUGGUAUGCUGUGCCCCCUGAGCAUAAGCAGCGCCUGGAGCGCCUGGCCAGGGCACUUUUCCCUGGCAGCUCCCAGGGCUGCCAGGCCUUCCUGAGACACAAGGUGGCGCUCAUCUCACCCACCGUGCUCAAGGAGAAUGGCAACCCCUUUGGCCGCAUCACCCAGGAGGCUGGGGAGUUCAUGGUCACCUUUCCCUAUGGCUACCACGCGGGCUUCAACCAUGGCUUCAACUGCGCAGAGGCCAUCAAUUUCGCCACCCCAAGGUGGAUUGACUAUGGCAAGGUGGCAUCUCAGUGCAGCUGUGGGGAGGUCAGGGUGAGCUUCUCCAUGGAUGCUUUUGAGGGGCUCCUGCAGCCUGAGAGCUAUGAGCUGUGGAAACAGUAAGUGGAUCCUAGAGCUACGCAUCACCUGGAGCUCACCUCCUGCCCCGGGCAGGAGCUGACCCAUGGGGCCUACACACUGGAUCAGGGGAAGCUCACUUCAACCCAGAGGCAUUCCCAUUCGGGACCCCUCAGGAGUCGGGUGAGCAGAGGU